Molecule: messenger RNA, 1722 nt
Organism: Clonostachys solani
Lineage: Eukaryota; Fungi; Ascomycota; Sordariomycetes; Hypocreales; Bionectriaceae
Source: the annotation of a GenBank genome assembly
AUGCCCGGUCUGGCUCUAGCAGCUCCCCAGAGACAAGACAGCGGCCUGUCUUGCAAAUGCUACAAAGGAGAUGACUGCUGGCCGUCGCCCUCCGACUGGGAGUCUUUGAACCGCACUGUUGGCGGAACGUUGCGUAAAGUUAUCCCUCCCGCAGCGUCUUGCUACAACGAGUUUGAGGGCAUGAAGACCUACGACCGUGAGGCGUGCGAUGCAGCCACAGAGGGUUUCCUCUCUGGAGAGUGGACGAUUGAGUCUGGCGUUGCCCCGAUAGGGCCUUAUCCAACCAACAAAACCUGCCUGCCGACAACUAACCCCGGGGACAUUUGCUUAAUCGGCUACCUGCCAGAGUAUGUAAUCAUGGCCGAGACUUUGGACCAUAUCAAGACUGGGGUUGACUUUUCACGCGACCGCAAUCUUCGACUUGUCGUCCGCAACACUGGCCAUGAUUUCAUGGGCCGCUCAGUUGGCGCUGGCGCCUUGGCCAUAAACACACACUCGUUCAAAGGGGCAGAGUUCAUUGACAAAUAUGAUGGGCCUGGAGAUUAUACUGGAGGGGCCGUCACCGUAGCAGCUGGAAUACAGGGCAUAGAAGUAUACACUCAGGCCAAUCAGCAGAACCCCCCUGUUGAGGUCGUUGGCGGCUUCUGCGGAACUGUCGGUUUCGCUGGUGGCUACAUUCAGGGGGGUGGCCACGGGCCCCUAUCUACCACCCACGGAAUGGCUGCUGAUCAUGUCCUCUCUGUUGAUCUGAUCACAGCGAGUGGUGAAUAUGUUACUGCGAAUGCUGAGAAAAAUCCCGACUUGUUCUGGGCCUUGAAGGGCGGUGGUCCUAGCACGUUUGGCAUUGUGACUUCGAUCACAGUCAAGACGUUUCCUGAACAAAAGUCGGCGGGCACGGUUCUCAGCAUCAAUUCGACACAUACCAACGACACGGAGCUUUUCUGGAGAGCGGUUGAUGCUUUCCACGGUCUGGCAAAUUAUUACGUGGACAACGGCAUGUUUGCAUACUACGAGCUGAGCGAGCUUAAUCUACACAUCCAACCCCUCAUGGCGCCACGCAUGACAGCUGCUGAGCUGGACAGGGCCCUGGAGCCCCUGUUUGAAAAGCUCGACAAGCUGAACGUUCCAUACACUACUUAUACGAAGGAAUACGAUUCGUUUUUCAACCUCUACAAAGACCUGCUCUAUGGUACAGACACCGGAGGGGCCAACUUUGUCAUGGGCGGACGCUUUUUUAACCGACAAGACAUCGAAGAGAACCAUGACGAGCUCAUAAAGGCUUUCAGGACAGCCACCACUAUCCCGGGAUGGGAGGAGCCCGGCAUACUCUUUGGGCACAUUGUCGGGCCGGGCAUUGGCAACCCUAACCCUGAUAACGCCAUCCAUCCAGGUUGGCGCAACGCCUCGAGCUUCAGUAUUUCGUCUGCUUUCCUCCCGCUGAGUGCAUCAAAAGAGCUCAUGGAAGCCGGGAGAAACACGAUUACGAACAUUGUCGACGCAGCUCUGAUAAAGGCCUCCCCGCGCGGUGGUUCCUAUGUGAACGAGGGCGACAUUGAACAGCCGGCGUGGCAGUCUGCUUACUGGGGGGACAAUUAUCCAAGGCUCCUUGAGGUUCGAAAGAAGUGGGAUCCCGAGGGCCUUUUCUAUGCCAAGGCGACGGUCGGAACCGAAGAUUGGGUCGAAGUUGGUGAUCCUCCAAGACUAUGCAAGAAGACCGCCUAA